CUUCAAGUUGCCAUCGAGCGUUCGUCGCCUGCAGUUGUCCCCAAAGUGUUUAACUGUUCAUUUUUAUAUAUAUUUUAAAUAUAUUUUUAUAUAUUUUAUUCUAUUGUGAAGAUAGUUCCAUUUGUGCAAAAUGUCCGCAGUAACCAAAGGCAUUUAUAUUGUGGCCGCUAAGCGCACGGCUUUUGGAACUUUCGGUGGUGCUCUGAAGAACGUGAACCAAACACAGUUGCAGACAACGGCGGCCAAGGCGGCUCUGGAUGCGGCAGGACUCAAGGGGGAACAGGUGGACACGGUGAUCGUGGGCAAUGUGAUAGCGUCCGCCUCCACCGAUGGAAUCUAUGUGCCACGCCAUGUGGGUCUCAAUUGUGGCGUUCCUAUUGAAAAGCCUGCGUUGGGCAUUAAUCGUCUUUGCGGUUCCGGCUUCCAGUCGAUUGUCAAUGGUGCGCAGGACAUUUUAGUGGGUGGUGCCAAGGUCGCACUCACCGGUGGGGUGGAGAGCAUGUCACAGACUCCGUUCAUCGCCCGAAACAUGCGCUUUGGCACCACAUUGGGCGCCAACUACAAUCUGGAGGAUGCCCUGUGGGCAGGUCUAACUGAUACCUACUGCAAGCUCCCCAUGGCUUUGACAGCUGAAAAUCUGGCCGAUCAGUAUAAGAUCUCCAGGGAGCGUGUGGAUGAGUUUGCGCUGCGUUCGCAGAAGAACUGGGAGAAGGCACAGCAGGAGGGCGCCUUCAACGCUGAAAUUGCGCCCAUCAAACUGAAGGUCAAAGGCAAGGAGGUUGACUUUGUGGUGGACGAGCAUCCACGUCCCAAGACCACAAUCGAGGGUCUGGCCAAGCUGCCGUCGCUCUUCAAGAAAAACGGCACUGUCACGGCGGGCACAGCUUCCGGCAUUUGCGAUGGUGCUGCCGCUGUGGUUGUUGCCUCCGAAGCGGCACUCAAGGAGUACAAUCUGAAGCCGCUGGCACGCCUUGUUGCCUUCUCCUUUGUGGGCGUCAAGCCAGAGAUUAUGGGCAUUGGACCAGUGCCUGCCAUACAGAAUGUUCUCAGGGUCGCUGGCAAGAAACUGGAGGAUAUUGAUCUAAUUGAGAUUAAUGAAGCGUUUGCUGCACAAACCCUGGCCUGUGCCGAUGCCCUUAAGCUGGAUCCAUCCAAGUUGAAUGUGAAUGGCGGUGCCAUUGCCUUGGGUCAUCCUCUGGGCGCCAGUGGUUCCCGCAUCACCGGGCACUUGGUGCAUGAGCUGCAACGCAAGAAACUCAAGUAUGGCAUUGGAUCCGCCUGCAUUGGCGGUGGUCAGGGCAUCGCUCUGCUGCUGGAGUCUGUUUGAAUGGAAACCCUGCUGCUUUUACGAUUAGAUUAGGCAUUUUUAAUUGAUGAAAAUAUAGAUUUAUGAACUGA
Molecule: messenger RNA, 1398 nt
Organism: Drosophila innubila
Lineage: Eukaryota; Metazoa; Arthropoda; Insecta; Diptera; Drosophilidae
Gene: yip2
Product: 3-ketoacyl-CoA thiolase, mitochondrial
Exons: 5
Coding region: 131-1327 (398 amino acids)
Biological process (GO): fatty acid beta-oxidation
Molecular function (GO): acetyl-CoA C-acetyltransferase activity
Source: RefSeq, a predicted model, not a curated record